AUGCCAUCUCAUUUGAUAAUUCUAUCAAUUGCUUUAAUAAACCUCGUCUACGUGUCUCGUGGGCUUGACGAAAAUAUUAGGGCAUCUCGCAUUAUAAAAAUAGACCAGGGUCAAGUGAGAGGUUACAAAUUACCAAAGUUUGAUGUAUUCGGAUUUUUUGGGAUACCAUACGCAACGGUUCCCAAGGGCGUACACAGAUUUAAGGGACCGUUACCACCGCGUAAAUGGGCCGGUACUUUUGAAGCAACAGAACAAGAUGUAGGAUGCCGUCAAUGGGUGGACCCUGGUAAUCCACCAUUGGCAACGAACGUUAAAGAAGAAUGUCUUAUAGUCAACAUAUAUGUACCAGAUACAGAGGAAAAAAACCUGCCAGUUAUCGUUUUUAGUCAUGGCGGCGCGUUUCAAAUUGGUAAUGGUGAAAUGCUUACUCCAAGCCGUAUAGUGCAUACUAAGAGAAUUAUUGCCGUUUCUUUUAACUAUCGGCUCGGUGCAAUAGGAUUUUUAUGUCUUGGAACAGAUAUGAUUCCUGGUAACGCUGGAAUGAAAGACCACGUUGCUGUAUUGAAAUGGGUACAGAAGAACAUAGCUAGUUUCGGCGGUAAUCCCAAUGAUGUUACUAUACAUGGAUACAGUGCAGGAUCUACUGCUGUAGAAUUAUUGAUGUUGUCGAAGACUACCAGAGGCCUGUUCCAUAAAGUAAUAGCUGAUAGUGUUAGUGCUAUAGCCGCAGUCAGCAUUCAAAUGGACCCCUUAGCAAAUGCUAAAGAAUACGCUAGGUUACUGAAUUUUACUGAUGUCGACGACAUAAAAGCUUUAGAAGAGUUUUACCUGGAUGCCUCUAUGGAAUUGUUGACGUCAGUGGAUUUAGUGCACCGAUUGGAUUCCUCGCCAUUAUUGUUGACUUGCGUUGAAAGAGAGGAGGUUCAAGAUGCGUUUCUCACUAGUACUCCUAUCGAUAUAAUAAGGGAAGGAGCUUAUCCAGAACUACCAAUGCUGUAUGGCUUUACAAACAUGGAAGGACAUUAUCGCUUAACUGUUUUUGAAGAGUUUAAAGAUAUGAUGAAUGAAGAUUUCAAUCAAUUUUUACCUGUUGAUUUACAGUUCUCUGAUGAGAAAGAAAAGCAGCUAGUAGCCCGUAGAAUUAAGGAAUUUUACUUUGGAAAUCAACCAGUUGGUCCAAAGACAAUUUUAAAGUAUGUAGAGUACUUUGGAGACGUUAUGUUUACAUAUCCAAUGUUACGGGCUCUCAAAUUUUAUACAGAAAAUGGCCAUAAGCAAAUUUAUUUAUAUGAAUUUUCUUUUGCGGCUGAAACUAGGGUCGCCGUGCCUUAUGUGAAUGUUCGGGGCGCUAUUCAUUGUGCCCAAACCGAUGCGAUAAUGGAUAUUGGGGAUGAAGAAAUGCUUUCUAAAGAAUAUCAAGCAGUUAAAAGGAUUACGCGGGAGCUGUGGCUUAAUUUCAUUACCAAAGGGAAACCAAGCUUGAAUAAUUCAUCGGACCUCACUUGGCCUCCAGUCGGUGCUAACAGAUCACCUCAUAUGUCUCUUGACGUGGUGACACAACUACGUGGGGCUGCGGUACCAGAUCGUGCCACAUUUUGGGAUGCUAUUUAUGAGAAGUAUUACAUAGCUCCAAUCCCACCACCUCUAUAUACAGAAAGCGUUGUACUUGCUCAAAAUGAGUCAAAAACUGUUAUGAUAGAACAGGGUUUCGUAAAAGGAUACAAACUGGAAAAGCAUGAUGUUUUUGCAUUUCACGGAAUACCGUUUGCUACUGCACCUACGGGGUCAGACCGGUUCAAGGCGCCUCUGUCACCACCCAAAUGGAAUGGAGUGUUAGAAGCAGUUGAAGAAAAUAUAGUUUGUCCCCAAUAUCAAACAAAUUCAAUGCAAUCUGAUAAAACCCUAAAAGUGAGAGAAGAUUGCCUCAUAACAUCUAUUUAUGUUCCAAACACUAAUAAGACUAAUUUACCCGUAAUUGUCUAUGUCCAUGGGGGCGCCUACCAAGGCGGCUAUGCUGAUAAUAAUACUCCUAAAACACUGGUCAAUUCUAAAGAUAUUAUCUUUGCUGCUUUCAACUAUCGCGUUGGAGCACACGGCUUCCUAUGUCUCGGUACAGAUAAAAUCCCCGGAAAUGCGGGUAUGAAAGAUCAGGUGACGUUUCUUCGAUGGGUUAAGAAAAACAUCGCCUCGUUUGGCGGCAAUCCUAAUGAUGUUACCAUUUAUGGAAACAGCGCUGGGUCAAGGUCAGUAGACCUUCUGAUGCUAUCUAAAUCAACAGCUGGACUCUUCAAAAGUGUUAUUGGUGAUAGUGGUGGGAGUUUAGGCCCUGAAACUGUUCAAAUUGAUCCACUUGCCAAUGCUAAGGUUUUUGCGAGAUUGUUAAAUUUUGAUGACGUAGAUAACAUAAAGGCUCUAGAAGAUUUUUAUCUAAAUGCCUCUUAUGAAGAGUUGAAUUCCAUAGAUACGACGAAGUUACAAAGUUAUCUUUUUACACCGUGCGUGGAAAGGGAUUUAGGAGAUGAAGUUGUUCUCGGGGAAACACCCUAUGAUAUACUAAAAUCUGGCGAAUAUCUCAGGGUACCACUUUUAAUCAGCUUUACAGAAAUGGACGGGACAUUUCGGAUGCCAAUGUUUAACAAAUGGAGGGACGGAAUGAACAAAAACAUUACUAACUUUUUGCCUCUUGAUUUAGAAUUUCCUACAUUUGAAGAGAGAGAUAUAAUUUCCAAGAGAGUGAAGGACUACUACUUCGGUGACCACGAAAUAAAUGAAGAAAAUAUAUUACUUUUCAUCAACUAUUUUACCGAUACUAUAUAUGUAUUUCCAAUCUUGAGAGCUUUGAAAUUGCACCUACAAGCUGGGCAUGACCAAAUUUAUUUAUAUGAAUAUUCAUUUACGUCUGAAGAAUCUCCGAGAGUUCAAUUUAUUAAUAAGCCUGGAGCUUUCCAUAGCUGGCAAACCAAUAACAUUUUAGACCGAAAUACUCAGUCGAGCGAUUCAGUUCAAAUAUCUCCUGAAUUACUAGAAAUGAAAAGAAUAAUGAAAGAUAUAUAUUCUACUUUUGUGAUAACGGGAAAACCUACAGAGUCUACAGAGUCAUCUCUUCCACAAUGGCUUCCAGUCCAUAUAGACAACAUCUAUCUUUUGUCUUUGAACAAUACCAUAGAGAUUAAACCAUUGAACCAUAGAUCCCUCUUCUGGGAAGAAAUAUACGACAAAUACUACAAGCAGCCCAUCCCUCCACGAGAUUGGACGAGCUCAUUGUAA
Messenger RNA from Leptosia nina, 3267 nucleotides. The record is from the annotation of a GenBank genome assembly. NCBI's taxonomy places the organism in Eukaryota, Metazoa, Arthropoda, Insecta, Lepidoptera, Pieridae.